This is a messenger RNA of Episyrphus balteatus (marmalade hoverfly), 1253 nucleotides long. Its product is annotated as odorant receptor 49b-like. The record is from RefSeq and is a predicted model, not a curated record. Gene Ontology annotation, biological process: detection of chemical stimulus involved in sensory perception of smell; sensory perception of smell. The transcript has 6 exons. Lineage: Eukaryota; Metazoa; Arthropoda; Insecta; Diptera; Syrphidae. Bases 5 to 1204 code for a protein of 399 amino acids. Gene Ontology annotation, cellular component: plasma membrane. Gene Ontology annotation, molecular function: odorant binding; olfactory receptor activity.
UCCCAUGGAAAAAUUCAUUCGAUACUUUUCAAAAUACGUUUUUCCCUCCGAUCCAAUCCUGGGUAAGCUUGGUUCAAUCGAUUUGAAUCUAAACAUUCUACAGUGGUCCGGAUUACCAUUAUUUGGAUCAAAAAGUGAAAUCAAACGAUCACUUUUCAUCUAUGGAAUAUUAUUUUCGGUUUUCAUUCGAAUACCUUAUCAUACUUUUGAAAUCUAUGAUUUGAUUACAUGCUGGAGAAAUUUCAAUGACAUGAUACAAAAUGUAUGCAUGUCAUUCUUACAUUUAGGAAUGUGUUUGAAAAUGAUAAUGAUUUAUGGAAGACUUGAGGAUUUCUACAAAAUCAUCAAUCAAUUACGCAUACUGACUAGGAAAUAUGUCAAAUCAGAUAAGCAAAAAGAAGUUUUUUCUUGGAUGGAAUUCGAGAGUAAGAUAUCGAUAACAAUUUAUGCUUUCAUACCAGCGAUUACGUCAGUUUUUGGAUUUAUUUUAACCAUAAGGAAUCCAUCAGGAGUUGUUGGACAUAUUUUGCCAUAUCGAGCUAAAAUGCCUGAUUUUACACCAUUUAACUUGCAGUUAUUUUACAUUCCCAUCUCUAAUGCAAUGAUUGGAUUUCAAAUUGUUGGAAUCGAUUAUCUCAAUGUUGCAUUUAUGAAUUUGACACGUUGUCAACUUCGAAUGUUGAAUAUUUCUUUUGAUGAGCUGAAUGAGGAGAAAGUUGGUCGAGUGACUGUUGAUCCAUUAACACAUCUUAAAAAGCUUAUAGAACAUCACACAUAUAUUUUAGAAAUUCGUAAUCAAAUCGAAAGUAUUUUCAAAUUUCCGAUGCUCGUUCAAUUUUUUGGUUCUUUGCUCGUAAUUGCAUUGACAGGUUUUCAAGCUUUGAAUCAAUCAGAUACUUCGGGAUUGGUUAUGGUUUAUAUGUAUGUUGGAUGUAUUAUGGCAGAACUUUUGGUUUAUUGUUGGUUUGGAACUCAGAUAUCAGAACAGAAUGAAUCAUUAGCCUUGCAGGGCUAUAACACUUCUUGGUAUAACUUUGAUGUGAAAUAUAGAAAAUCGUUGGUUAUCUUCUUGAUGAAUGCCCAGAAGCCAUUUUGUUUCACAGCAGGCGGAUAUCUUAAACUCAGUUUGAUGACUUUUAACAGGGUUGUAAGCAAGGCUUUCUCAAUUAUGGCAGUACUUCGUCAACAGUAUAGUGAUGGUUGAUUUUGAAAAUGAUGUAGAUACUUUUAACAUUCAACAUAAACACUAUCAC